This is a messenger RNA of Saccostrea cuccullata (small rock oyster), 730 nucleotides long. RefSeq names its product multiple epidermal growth factor-like domains protein 10. The transcript is spliced from 4 exons. The record is from RefSeq and is a predicted model, not a curated record. The coding region runs from base 77 to 730 and encodes 217 amino acids. Lineage: Eukaryota; Metazoa; Mollusca; Bivalvia; Ostreida; Ostreidae. Gene Ontology annotation, molecular function: scavenger receptor activity. Gene Ontology annotation, biological process: heterophilic cell-cell adhesion.
UUCUCGAAAACAGUUAACGACUCAAAGUACAACGCAUCCAUGCUUGGGCUGUCCAGAUGUAUCAUACAAUUCCAGUAUGGCUGUGGAUGACAACAUGGAAACAUGUACUAGGACAGAUAAAGAACAUGAUCCAUGGUGGAUGGUUGAUCUUCGAGAGACAAAAGCAAUAUAUGCCAUAAACUUUUCCUUUCGAUUGUACAGUGAGGACUUAAGAUCAAGACAACAAGAUCGUUUAUCAGGAUAUUCCAUUUAUGUUUCAAAUUCUCAAGCGAAAGAAAGUGGUGAAUUGUGCUUCAAACAUAACGGGUCUUAUCUUCCAUCAUUAACUACGGAACACGUUUGCGCUUCGUUUGGAAGAUAUAUUCAGUUUGUCAAUAACAAGUUAACGUUUAUAGAAUUAUGCAAUUUAGUCGUUCUAGGCUGUGAUAAGAGAGGUUACUAUGGUGAUAAUUGCAAUAUUUGGUGUCCUGAGCAUUGCAAAAAUGAUCAAUGUUUCGUCACAAACGGGACAUGCCUUGGAUGUGCAAGUGGUUGGACUGGCAUUAAAUGUGACCAAGCCUGUUCAAAUGGAAAGUAUGGACCUGAUUGUUCGUUACCUUGUUCUGGACACUGCAAACAUAAUCUCACUUGCAAUCCCAUUAAUGGUACCUGCUUGAAUGGUUGUUCAGACGGAUGGAUGGGUGUGUCUUGUAACAAAAGUAAGCCUUUACUACAGACAUUGAUUGAAUGA